Messenger RNA from Gracilinanus agilis (Agile Gracile Mouse Opossum), 3590 nucleotides. RefSeq names its product TATA-box binding protein associated factor 3 (gene TAF3). The transcript has 7 exons. Lineage: Eukaryota; Metazoa; Chordata; Mammalia; Didelphimorphia; Didelphidae. Gene Ontology annotation, cellular component: transcription factor TFIID complex. The coding region runs from base 205 to 3003 and encodes 932 amino acids. The record is from RefSeq and is a predicted model, not a curated record. Gene Ontology annotation, molecular function: protein heterodimerization activity.
CAAAAUGGCUGCUCUCAGGCUGGCGCGCCCGGCGGAGCUGAAGCUCUGAGGUAGACGCCGGGAGUCCGGGAAACGGUUUCCCCUGCGUGGUGGCGGUGGAGAGGAGCCCCUGACAAUGGCCCAGGAGGCCCGCUGAGUUUAGAAGCACGAGGAGGAGUAGGGCAGCGGCGAAGACGGAGGCGGCGCGGGAGUCCGUGGAGCGGGAUGUGCGAGAGCUACUCGCGGUCGCUGCUGCGGGUGUCGGUGGCGCAGAUCUGCCAGGCGCUGGGCUGGGACUCGGUGCAGCUCAGCGCCUGCCACCUUCUCACGGACGUCCUGCAGCGGUACCUGCAGCAGCUGGGCCGGGGCUGCCAUCGCUACUCCGAGCUGUAUGGCCGGACAGAUCCAAUUUUGGAUGAUGUUAGUGAAGCCUUCCAACUUAUGGGUGUUAAUCUUCAUGAAUUAGAAGAUUAUAUUCACAAUAUUGAACCUGUCACUUUUCCACAUCAAAUUCCUUCAUUUCCUGUCAGCAAGAACAAUGUACUUCAGUUUCCUCCACCUGGGAGUAAAGAUGCAGAGGAAAGGAAAGAAUAUAUUCCAGAUUAUAUGCCACCCAUUGUCUCUUCUCAGGAAGAGGAAGAAGAGGAGCAGGUGCCUACUGAUGGAGGCACAUCAGCAGAGGCUAUGCAGGUUCCUUUGGAAGAAGAAGGAGAAAUGGAGGAGGAUGAGACCAUUAAUGAUGAGAAUUUCUUGAGCAAGAGACCAUUAGAUAGUCCUGAAGUUGAAGAAAUGCCUGCCAUGAAAAGACCACGGUUGGCAAGUACUAAAGGGGACACUCUUGAUGUAGUGUUGGAACCACGAGAACCACUUAGUUCAAUAAAUACUCAAAAGGUUCCACCAAUGCUUUCUCCAGUUCAUGUACAGGACAGUACAGACUUAGUCCCUCCCUCACCAGAACCACCAAUGUUGGCUCCAGUUGCAAAGUCACAGAUGCCAACUCCAAAAACAUUAGAAUCAAAAACUUUAACACCUAAAACCAAGGCCAAAAGUAGCUCUCCUGGACAAAAGACAAAAUCACCUAAAACCUCUCAAUCACCAGCAAUGGUUGGAAGUCCUAUCCGUUCACCAAAAACUGUAUCCAAAGAGAAAAAAUCGCCUGGACGAGCUAAGAGUCCCAAGAGCCCUAAAAGUCCCAAAGCUCUAAUUCACCCUUCUCAAGCACCAGUCAAAGUUGAAACACCAAACAGAACUCCUUUGGCUGCAUUAAGUGACAAAAUUGGUAAAGAGAAUAUCCAAGUAAAACAAACUCAGACACCACCUGAAGCUGGGAAACUGAACAGUGAGAAUCAGUCUAAAAAGCUUGCUGUAACUGACAAAACUAUUGAUGACUCAAUUGAUGCAGUAAUUGCACGAGCUUGUGCUGAGCGCGAACCAGAUCCCUUUGAAUUUUCCUCAGGCUCAGAAUCAGAAGGAGAAAUUUUUACUAGCCCUAAGAGGAUUUCUGUUUCAGAGACUACUACUCCCAAAGCCUCAGUAUCUUCCAACAGUUUCAAUAAGGCCGGAUCCACCCCUAUCCCUCCUUCAGGGGGAACUUCAAGCUCGGAUAUUUCAUGGACAAUGGAUGAUUCCAUUGAUGAGGUUAUUCGGAAAGCAAACAUGGGAACACCUUCUAAUAUCCCCACAAAUUUUCCAUAUUUCUCUUCUCCUUCUGCUUCUCCUCCUACCCCAGAACCUCUUCUCAAAGUAUAUGAAGAAAAAACCAAACUGGCUUCUUCAGUGGAAGUGAAAAAGAAAUUGAAAAAAGAGCUUAAGACAAAAAUGAGAAAGAAAGAGAAACAGAAAGAGAGAGACAAGGAGAAAGAGAAAGAGAAAGACAAGAACAGGGAGAAAAGCAAAGAGAAAGAAAAAAUCAAAGAGAAAGAAAAAGAAGUUAGCCGGGAAACAAAAUUUCCUUGGAAGGACCUUAUUAAAGAUGAAGACUCAGAUCCCUACAAAUUCAAAAUAAAAGAUUUUGAUGAUGUUGACGCAAAAGUAAGAUUGAAGGAUGGCCUUGUAAAGAGAGAAAAAGAGAAGCAUAAAGAUAAAAAGAAAGAAAAAGAGAAAGGCAAAAAAGAGAAAGAGAAGAAAGAGAAAGAGAAGGUGAAAGAUAAGGGAAAGGAAGAUAAGAUUAAAGCUCCAUCAACUCCACUUGUAUUACCUCCUAAAGAGAUAGCUCUGCCCUUGUUCAGUCCUGCAGGAGCAAUGAGGCUACCAUCAAUGCUGCCUUCUUUAUCCCCAAUUCUUCCUGAAAAGUUGUUUGAAGAAAAAGAAAAACCUAAAGAGAAAGAUAAGAAGAAAGACAAAAAAGAGAAGAAGAAAAAGAAGGAGAAGGAAAAGGAAAAGGAGAAGAAAGAGAAGGAAAAAGAGAAAAAGGAAAAAGAGAAAAAAGAAAAGGAAAAGGAAAAGCACAAACAUGAAAAGAUAAAAGUAGAACCAGUUGUUCCAGCUCCAUCACCAGUUAUUCCCCGACUGACACUACGAGUAGGUGCUGGCCAAGACAAAAUUGUCAUCAGCAAGGUGGUUCCUGCACCAGAGGCUAAACCAUCACCCUCUGUUCCUAGACCCAAAUCACCACCACCUGCACCAUCCCCAGCUCCUGCACCUGUUCACAUGACUCCUCCUCCUCCAGUGCCUGUACCACCUCCUCCACAAGCCUCUGUAUCACCUGCUAUGAUUCCUCCACCUUCUCCAGCGAUCUCUGCACCAGGAGGCUCCAAAGCACCUGUUCGUAGUGUUGUGACAGAAACAGUUAGUAACUAUGUGAUCCGAGAUGAGUGGGGCAAUCAGAUCUGGAUCUGUCCUGGAUGUAACAAACCAGAUGAUGGCAGUCCAAUGAUUGGCUGUGAUGACUGUGAUGACUGGUACCAUUGGCCCUGUGUUGGAAUAAUGGCUGCACCCCCAGAAGAAAUGCAGUGGUUCUGUCCCAUGUGUGCCAACAAAAAGAAAGACAAAAAGCAUAAGAAGAGGAAGCACCGAGCACACUGAAAUCUCCGUGGUGGGAUGGUCUCAGCUGCUGAGUGUCACGGUUGGGCUUCUCUUCUGACGUCUUUGAGAGAUUUCAGUGCAGUUCUUCCAUCUCAGCCGCUUUUGAGUUACAGAGAUUAUGAAUCUUGAAUGAUUCAGUAACAAGAAUAAAUGGUCUAUUCUGGACUGUUAUCUUCUGAAUGUGUUUGGCCCCCAUGGGAUACAAUUUUAGUAUGAUCUCAAGUUUUCAUCUCCUGAAGAUAAACUCGAAUAGAGUGGCAUGAGGGCUAAUUGAGUUGAUGAUCCAUCUUCCACUCUUAUAUUUCUACAGUAGCAGUGACAAGUAUUGUAAAUAAAAAAAAUCAUUUUUCUUCCCCUUUGAUUUUCUUUCUUCUCUCCAGAGCCUUUUCAUUAAGGUGUUAGAUGAGAGGAUAAUGUGUAAAUGACUUUGACUGUAAUUUAAGGAGUGAUUUCAUUAGUCUGAAUAUAGUUUUCAGCUUUUUUUCUCUGCAUAGUCAAAUAAUCGUAAUAACAUGAAAGAAAAUUCCAGUUGGGACGCUGGUAAAUAUUUUUGUGAUAAGAAUAUAUGAUUUCCCCCACCACCACAA